This is a messenger RNA of Mycena indigotica, 552 nucleotides long. RefSeq lists its product as uncharacterized. The record is from RefSeq and is a predicted model, not a curated record. The coding region runs from base 1 to 552 and encodes 183 amino acids. The transcript is spliced from 3 exons. Lineage: Eukaryota; Fungi; Basidiomycota; Agaricomycetes; Agaricales; Mycenaceae.
AUGCAGGGCGCCAGGGCGCGACCUGCCGAUAGUCAAACACCAAUACAACAUCUCCGCUUGAGUGUUGAUCCAAAGCCAUGGCAGCUUGACCGUAUUCUUGCGAUUUGCGCCGACAAUAUCGUAACGUACCUGCAAAUGGACGACAAGCAACUGGUCAUUAGGGACCCCACCGCGUUCAAAAAGAAAGAUGUCAUUGAAGUAGGCUUCACUCUGCAGACCUAUCGGACCUUCUCGCCUGAGUUAGGUCCUCACUACAAAUGUGAAGUGGUGUUGCGAAGCUUGGUAAACCUUGACGGGACAUUUUCCAAACAAGUCGCAGCAGCUAAACGAGCCGCAUUGAAGCGCAAAGUCCACGAAGUCUCAAGCGCAAAAGCUGAGGAAAAACGCUGGAAGCGGAUGCGAAGAAACGCUAACCCGAUAGCUGCGCGUUUUACUGGUAAAGGGAAGGGGAAGGAGUUGGCCGUCGACAGCGAGUCUGACGAAGGGCAACCAGCGACGAGAAUGAAGCUUGAAGGGCUGCAUUUGAUUCAGAAUGUACAGAAAACUGAUUGA